GUUGCAAACAAAAUAGAUAAGUUGAGGUAACCUCCAAUAUAAACAAUUAAAGAGAGAGAAAAUGACUUAUGAAAAAGCUUUUAUAAAUCUAGCUGUUCCUCUUUGUGGACAUGCCGUCCAUUAAUUGUUAUUAUUCUUAACCAACAUUUUUAUUUUUCAAGGCCCCCUCUCUCCUACAUCCACCCAUGUCGGUGAUAUCUUAUUAUUCUUCCCACUUAAUUAUCUUUUUCCCUUUUCUUUUUAAUUCAUAACUCAUUACUUUUUUUUUAUUUAUAUAUAAAUAUAUAAAUAUAUAACAACCCUAUUUUUAUUUCCCACUCACAAUCCCCAAAACCCCAAAAUUCCUCUCUUUUUUCUUUUCUUCUCUCUCCUCUUUUUCUCUUUCUGUAAUUCUCUCUCUUCUUCAAGAGUAGUUUAAAGUAGUAGUAGUAGUAGAAGAAAAAGAAGAAGCAGGCAUGGAAGCGGGGUCAACGAAGAAGAGAGAGAGAGCAGAGAAGCCAUACAAAGGGAUAAGGAUGAGGAAGUGGGGGAAGUGGGUAGCAGAGAUAAGAGAGCCGAAUAAACGAUCAAGAAUAUGGUUAGGAUCGUAUUCAACACCGGUUGCAGCUGCACGGGCUUACGACACGGCCGUGUAUUAUCUUCGCGGUCCAUCCGCACGGCUUAAUUUUCCUGAGUUGUUGAUGGGGGAGUGUCGUCUUAGCGAUUUAUCGGCUGCUUCGAUCCGAAAGAAGGCUAUUGAGGUUGGUGCUAGGGUUGAUGCUCUCGAGACCGCUUUUCAACGGUCUAACUCGAAUAAUAGCAUCAACCGUCAUAUUAACAUCGAGCACGAACACAAACACGAUAAUCACAGUAGUAGUAGUCCGGAGAGUAAGAUAACGGUUGAGGAGAGAGAAAAGAGUGGUGGGUUUGUUGGGUGUGGAUGGGUUGUUGAUGAGAAACCCGAUUUGAAUAAGGUACCCGAGGAUUCGGAAGAGUGGGAUGAUUGAUUGAUUGGUUUGGUUGGUUGAAACUUGAAAGAGGAAGGGAGAAAGAGAGAGAAAGAAAUGAAGAGUUUUCUUUUUCUCUUUUUUUUUUUUCGAUUAUAAAAAAUUGUUUUUUUUUUUUUAGAAGAAAUAGUUUGUCGAUAGAAAGAGAGAGAAAAGCAACAACUGACGAAGGUUGCGGCUCAGGUUUGGAUGUCGGUGGCUGCGACGGAGGAGAUAGAAACAGAAAAAAAAAAAAAAAGAAAAGUAGUAAUUGCUAGUCGCUACUCCAUAUAAUUGCAAUUUUUUAUGUGGGCCACUUUCAAAAAUCCAUUAUUUCCUCUCACUAUCCGGUUUUUUUUUUUUUUUGGUUUUUAGAUUUAAGGUAGAUUUUUUUUUUUUUUUUUUUUUUUUUCCUUGAAGAGUUGAAGAUAGGAAAAAGGAAAUUUUGGGGGAUGUAAGAGGAAAAUAUUGUAAAUACAUUUUUUUUUUUUUGGUUAAUUUUAAUAUAGUUUAGUAGCUUCCUUUUUAUC
This is a messenger RNA of Chenopodium quinoa (quinoa), 1495 nucleotides long. RefSeq names its product ethylene-responsive transcription factor ERF010-like. Gene Ontology annotation, molecular function: DNA binding; DNA-binding transcription factor activity. Bases 456 to 986 code for a protein of 176 amino acids. The record is from RefSeq and is a predicted model, not a curated record. Gene Ontology annotation, biological process: regulation of DNA-templated transcription. NCBI's taxonomy places the organism in Eukaryota, Viridiplantae, Streptophyta, Magnoliopsida, Caryophyllales, Amaranthaceae. The transcript has a single exon.